GCUCCGCCCCCACAUGUACUCAUCACAUGAUAGUGACAUCGUCGCAGGUCCUACACCCCCAGCUUCUAGCAGAUACAGAGAAGAUCGGGCACUCGCUGCUGUUGUGUUCUGAGUGCUCUUUCUCUUUCUGGUUCCUUCUUCUCUAGGUCCCAUUUUUUUUUCUCCAUCUUAUGAAUUAAAUUCAAGAAUGAUGGAGAAGGACAGGAAUGAGAUGUCUAGGACAAUAUUACACUUCUCUUUGGAGAUCCUCCACCUGCUGACCGGAGAGGAUUACACCAUAGUGAAGAAGACAGGGGGGGAGUGUGUGGCCCCCAGCAGCCAUCUCCAUGAGUCAGGAGGACAGAACAGGGCACAGGGCCCCAUCACGGAGCCUCCAUCUCUCUCACUGAUAAAUGAAGAGAAGAUCCUAGAACUCAUCCACAGGAUCACUGAGCUGCUGACUGGAGAGGUUCCUAUAAGGUGUCAGGAUGUGGCGGUCUAUUUCUCCAUGGAGGAGUGGGAGUAUGUAGAAGGACACAAGGAUCUGUACCAAGACAUAGUCAUGAUGGAGGAUCACCGGCCCCUCACAUCACAUGAAAAUCCCAGUAACGUCUCUAAUGGGAAAUGUACGGAAUCGGUAAAUUAUAAAGAAGAAGAUAAAGAUAUGGUGCAGCAAUCCUCAGGAGGAAACCUCCUUACCCUUAAUAUAUAUCCGGCUCCUCCCAGCACUUAUCUAUUAUAUAUUAAUACUCCCCCUAUUCAUGUGUUACCUGCUCCUUACCAACCACGUGUUGUUAUCCCGACUACAGAUCCCAAAAGGUUUAAAUGUGAGGAAUGCGGAAAAGAGUUUACAAAAAGUUCAAGUCUUGUUACACACAGAAGAAUUCACACAGGAGAGAAACCAUUUUCAUGUUCAGAAUGUGGGAAAUGUUUUGGCGAUAGAUCACAUCUUGUUAGACACAAGAGAGAUCACACAGGAGAGAGGCCGUAUGUGUGUUCAGAAUGUGGGAAAAGUUUUACACGCAAAUCCUAUCUUGUCACACAUGAGAGAAUUCACACCGGGGAGAAGCCAUAUUCAUGCAGAGAAUGUGGGAAAUGUUUUUCACACAGAACACAACAAGUUAUACACGAGAGAGGUCACACAGGGGAGAGACCGUAUUCAUGUUCAGAAUGUGGGAAAUGUUACCUGAGUAGAUCGAGUCUGGUUGCACAUGAAAAAUGUCACACACGAGAGAAAAAAUCUGAUCUUAUGAUACAUGAGAGAAUUCGCACAGGAGAGAGGCCAUAUUCAUGUUUAGAAUGUGGCAAACUUUUUAGAAGUAAAAAACAGCUUGGUAGACAUGAGAGAAGUCACAAAGGAGAGAAGCCAUAUUCAUGUUCAGAAUGUGGCAAAUGUUUUAAAAGUAAAUCAGAUCUUGUAAGACAUGGGAGAACUCACACAGGAGAGAAGCCACAUUCAUGUUCAGAAUGUGGAAAAGGUUUUAGAAAUAAAUCAGAUCUUAUCAUACAUGAGAGAAUUCACACAGGAGAGAAGCCAUAUUCAUGUUUAGAAUGUGACAAAUGUUUUAUAAGUAAAAAAGAGCUUGUUAGACAUGGGAGAAGUCACACAGGAAAGAAGCCACAUUCAUGUUCAGAAUGUGGGAAAGGUUUUAUAAAUAAAUCAGAUCUUAUAAAACAUGAUAGGAUUCACACAGGAGAGAGGCCAUAUUCAUGUUCAGAAUGUGGGAAAGGUUUUAAAAAUAAAUCAGAUCUUAUAAAACAUGAGAAUUUACACAAGAUUUGCUGUAGUUGUUUCUUCUUUAUGAACCAUUUUUAUUCUCCACCUGAUCAAGUAAAAUACAGAAGGAUGAACAAGGACAGGAGUGAGAUGACUAAGAGAAUAUUACACUUCACCCUGGAGAUUCUCCACCUACUGACCGGAGAGGAUUACACCAUAGUGAAAAAGACUUUGGGAGAGUGUGUGGCCCCCAGCAGCCAUCUCCAUGAGUCAGGAGGACGGAGCAUGACCCAGGGCCCCAUCACGGAGCUUCCACCUCACUCACUGAUCCAUGAGGAGAAGAUCCUAGAACUCACCCACAGGAUCACUGAGCUGCUGACUGGAGAGGUUCCUAUAAGGUGUCAGGAUGUGGCGGUCUAUUUCUCCAUGGAGGAGUGGGAGUAUGUAGAAGGACACAAGGAUCUGUACCAGGACAUGAUGGAGGAUCACCGGCCCCUCACAUCACAAGAAAAUCCCAGUAACGUCUCUGAUGGGAAAUGUACGGAAUCAGUAAAUUAUAAAGAAGAAGAUAAAGAUAUGGUGCCGCAAUCCUCAGGAGGAAACCUCCUUACCCUUAAUAUAUAUCCGGCUCCUCCCAGCACUUAUCUAUUAUAUAUUAAUACUCCCCCUAUUCAUGUGUUACCUGCUCCUUACCAACCACGUGUUGUUAUCCCGACUACAGAUCCCAAAAGGUUUAAAUGUGAGGAAUGCGGAAAAGAGUUUACAAAAAGUUCAAGUCUUGUUACACACAGAAGAAUUCACACAGGAGAGAAACCAUUUUCAUGUUCAGAAUGUGGGAAAUGUUUUGGCGAUAGAUCACAUCUUGUUAGACACAAGAGAGAUCACACAGGAGAGAGGCCGUAUGUGUGUUCAGAAUGUGGGAAAAGUUUUACACGCAAAUCCUAUCUUGUCACACAUGAGAGAAUUCACACCGGGGAGAAGCCAUAUUCAUGCAGAGAAUGUGGGAAAUGUUUUUCACACAGAACACAACAAGUUAUACACGAGAGAGGUCACACAGGGGAGAGACCGUAUUCAUGUUCAGAAUGUGGGAAAUGUUACCUGAGUAGAUCGAGUCUGGUUGCACAUGAAAAAUGUCACACAGAAGAGAAAAAAUCUGAUCUUAUGAUACAUGAGAGAAUUCACACAGGAGAGAGGCCAUAUUCAUGUUUAGAAUGUGGCAAACUUUUUAGAAGUAAAAAACAGCUUGGUAGACAUGAGAGAAGUCACAAAGGAGAGAAGCCAUAUUCAUGUUCAGAAUGUGGGAAAGGUUUUAAAAAUAAAUCAGAUCUUAUGAUGCAUGAGAGAAUUCACACAGGAGAGAAGCCAUAUUCAUGUUCAGAAUGUGGCAAAUGUUUUAUAAGUAAAUCAGAUCUUGUAAGACAUGGGAGAAUUCACACAGGAGAGAAGCCACAUUCAUGUUCAGAAUGUGGAAAAGGUUUUAGAAAUAAAUCAGAUCUUAUCAUACAUAAUAGAAUUCACACAGGAGAGAAGCCAUAUGCAUGUUUAGAAUGUGACAAAUGUUUUAUAAGUAAAAAAGAGCUUGUUAGACAUGGGAUAAGUCACACAGGAGAGAAGCCACAUUCAUGUUCAGAAUGUGGGAAAGGUUUUAUAAAUAAAUCAGAUCUUAUAAAACAUGAUAGGAUUCACACAGGUGAGAGGCCAUAUUCAUGUUCAGAAUGUGGGAAAGGUUUUAAAAAUAAAUCAGAUCUUAUAAAACACACAAGAAUUCACACAAGAGUUAAGCCAUAUUCAUGUUCAGAAUGUGGGAAAGGUUUUACACAAAAAUGCCGUCUUGCUCAACAUGAGAGAAGUCACACAGAAGAGAAGGCAUUUUGAUGUUUAAUAAGUGAAAUUUUUUUUUUAACUAAUUCGCACAGAGAAAAAAAAAUGUUGUUGUUUGGUAUGUGGGAAGUAAUAAAAAAGUCAAAAUAUACAGAAGAGAAGUCACAAUAUAGAAAAGCCAUAUUUAUGUUCAGAAUGUGGGGAAUGUUUUUUACAUCAACACCUCUUGAACAUAAGUGAAGUCACAGCGGAGAGAAACCAUUUUGAUCCGUUUGUAAAAAUAUUCUAUAGGAACCUUUUAUACAGUGGGGCAAAAAAGUAUUUAGUCAGCCACCAAUUGUGCAAGUUCUCCCACUUAAAAAGAUGAGAGGCUGUAAUUUUCAUCAUAGGUUAUAACGAGGACUAUUUCUGCCUACAAACAAGCAAUAUUUCUGUGUCUCACAGACCUGUAACUUCUGUAAGAGUCUACUCUGUCCUCCACUCGUUACCUGUAUUAAUGGCUCCUGUUUGAACUUGUUAUCAGUAUAAAAGACACCUGUCCACAACCUCAAACAGUCACACUCCAAACUCCACUAUGGUCAAGAUCAAAGAGCUGUCGAAGGACACCAGAAACAGCAUUGCAGACCUGCACCAGGCUGGGGAGGCUGAAUCUGUAAUAGGCAAGCAGCUUGGUGUGAAGAAAUCAACUGUGGAAGCAAUUAUUAGAAAAUGGAAGAUAUACAAGACCACUGAUAAUCUCCCUCGAUCUGGGGCUCCACGCAAGAUCUCACCCUGUAGUGUCAAAAUGAUCACAAAAACGGUGAUCAAAAAUCCCAGAACCACAUGGGGGACCUAGUGAAUGACCUGCAGAGAGAUGGGACCAAAGUAACAAAGGCUACCAUCAGUAACACACUACGCCGCCAGGGGCUCAAAUCAUGCAGUGCCAGACGUGUGCCCCUGCUUAAGCCAGUACAUGUCCAGGCCCGUCUGAAGUUUGCUAGAGAGCAUUUGGAUGAUCCAGAAGAGGAUUGGAAGAAUGUCAUAUGAUCAGAUGAAACCAAAGUAGAACUUUUUGGUAAAAACUCAACUCUUCAUGUUUGGAGGAGAAAGAAUGCUGAGUUGCAUCCAAAGAACACCAUACCUACUCUGAAGCAUGGGGGUGGAAACAUCAUGAUUUGGGGCUGUUUUUCUUGUAAGGGACCAGGACGACUGAUCCAUAUAAAGGAAAGAAUGAAUGGGGCCAUGUAUCGUGAGAUUUUGAGUGAAAACCUCCUUCCAUCAGCGAGGACAUUGAAGAUGAAAUGUGGCUGGGUCUUUCAGCAUGACAAUGAUCCCAAAUACACCACCCGGGCAAUGAAGGAGUGGCUUUGUAAGAAGCAUUUCAAGGUCUUGGAGUGGUCUAGCCUGGGCCAAAAUACCAGCAACAAUGUAUGAAAACCUUGUGAAGACUUACAAAAAAUGGGGAUAUAACAAAGUAAUGAGAUGAACUUUUCUUAUUGACCAAAUACUUAUUUUCCACCAUAAUUUGAAAAUAAAUUAUUUAUAAAUCGGACAAUGUGAUUUUAUGGAUUUUUUUCUCAUUCUGUCUCUCAUAGUUGAGGUUAUAACCUAUGAUGGACAUUACAGCCUCAUCGUUAUAAGUGGGAGAACUUACACAA
Messenger RNA from Hyla sarda, 5154 nucleotides. RefSeq names its product zinc finger protein 420-like. Bases 188 to 3571 code for a protein of 1127 amino acids. The transcript is spliced from 8 exons. Gene Ontology annotation, molecular function: DNA-binding transcription factor activity, RNA polymerase II-specific; RNA polymerase II cis-regulatory region sequence-specific DNA binding. Gene Ontology annotation, biological process: regulation of transcription by RNA polymerase II. Lineage: Eukaryota; Metazoa; Chordata; Amphibia; Anura; Hylidae. The record is from RefSeq and is a predicted model, not a curated record.